Molecule: messenger RNA, 1062 nt
Organism: Symbiodinium natans
Lineage: Eukaryota; Dinophyceae; Suessiales; Symbiodiniaceae
Source: the annotation of a GenBank genome assembly
AUGAGGAGCGUCUUCGUUAUCGUCUUGUCCAUCCUGUACACCUCAAGUGCAUCCUCCGGUGCAUCCAGCGCUGCACCUGCUUUGCCAGGUCGCAGCCUGCGUGGUGCAGAGGAUGCCAGGCUCCUGCAGCUCAUGCCAGAAGACACCACACCCCGGGUUGGGGUGCCGCAAUGUGGGCCAGGCUACGUGGACAGCACAGCAGGGAACGCGCGCUACCCUUGGCGUUGUGCUGCCUCAUGCCCGGGAGGGAUGUGGUGGGCCAGCCAUGACUGCUUCUGCGCCUGCGUUCCCUCGCAGUCAGUCUACACUCCUCCGCCCAGCUCAGUGACGUCUCAGCCAGUCACCAGCCAACGCCCUCAGACAACCAUGGGCUACGUUCCCGUGCAGCCAAGCCCGGCACCCAGCCCCUACGUGUACGAGGCCCCGAAAGAGCCCAACACCACCCCAGCCCCUGCCUCCGCAACUCCAGCAGCUCGAGCAGCGCCCCAAGCUGAGGGAGGAGACUUCCCUGUCGGUGCAGCAGCCACAGUGGUCGGCAUUCUACUGGUGUGUGGGGCCAUCACAUGCCUUUGGGUAUGCUUGGGUCCUGGGCCUGAGAAAUCGGUGCUCGUUGCUGAGGUCCCAGCAGUGACAGUCCACUCGCCAAAGAACUAUUGCCCCCAGCCACCCCAGCUGACUGACCCAGUGAAGCCUCCACGUUCGAGCAGCAAGAUGUCAACUGUCACAGUGUCAUCAGACCACGCCCUGAUUCCCGGAUCCCGGAAGAGCAGCCGCGUGAGCUGCGGGUCCAUCGGGUCCCAAACCUCGAACCCCGCGAACCCGCAGAACACGGCGCCGAAGAAUAAUUGGGAGAUGAUGAGCACCACAUCCAGCUGUGCCUUGCCGCCCGUGAUCAUCAACUCGACACUGUGGGCGCACCAUGUGGAUGAAGUCACAGCUGGCAGUCAAAGCCGUCAGCUGACGCCCGAGCGCUCACGAGGCUCUUCCAAGAUGUCGCGUGUCGAGCCGGAGACUAGCUCGCGUGGCGCCAGCAAGUCUUCGACCAAGUCUCGCGCGCGGUAG